AUGUUCUCUUCAGCCAGACCCCAACUGGCGAAAAGCCAAUUACAUACUCAACAACUCCGUCACGCCUCGCUUCUUCGCCGUCCCAAACGCCCAUACACCUUUACCCAGCUCAUCACGCUCAGCGACGGCAGCACCUUCCUGCACCGAACGACAUCUCCACAACCUGUAUACCGCAGCACGAAGGACACCAAGAAUCAUGCAAUGUGGAACCCGAGCAGUCAAAAGCUGUUGAACGUCGAGGAGGAUGAAGCGGGUCGUCUGAAGAGAUUCAGGAAGAGGUUUGGCAGGGGAUUUGAUGUGGAAGCUCUGAUGGGAGAAGGCGAGGAAGGCGCUGCGGAGACUCGAGCGGCAGAAGAUGACGAUGACGCGAAUCUCUUGGACUUGAUCUCGGACUUCACGCAGGACUCGGCCAAGAAGGGCAAAGCUGCCGGUACUACUGAGCCAAAGAAGCGAAGUGGGAAAGGCAAGGGAGCGGAGAAGUGA
This is a messenger RNA of Saxophila tyrrhenica, 483 nucleotides long. RefSeq lists its product as uncharacterized. Gene Ontology annotation, biological process: mitochondrial translation. Lineage: Eukaryota; Fungi; Ascomycota; Dothideomycetes; Mycosphaerellales; Extremaceae. Bases 1 to 483 code for a protein of 160 amino acids. The record is from RefSeq and is a predicted model, not a curated record. The transcript is spliced from 2 exons. Gene Ontology annotation, cellular component: mitochondrial large ribosomal subunit. Gene Ontology annotation, molecular function: structural constituent of ribosome.